AUGAUCACCUUAUUCCUCAUCAUAACUGCGGCUAUUGCACAAGAAAUACCGACACCGGCGAGUCUUCUUGCACCAAGAAACUUCAACUACCAUCCAUAUCAAGUGCAGUUUUUGAAAGAAACAAAAGUGGAACCGACCAAGAAAGGACCAGUUCUGUUCCCAAACGACUCACCACCAGCACCCCGACGGCCUCUUGUGGUGACAUCCCGACCUCUCAUCGAAUCAAUCAUCAGAAGCGACCUAAAUCCCAACCCACCCAACAAUUCCAUAGCUCAAUCUUCCCAGAUUAAUAAUAUUUUCAAACCCUAUCUGAAUUCUAAUCAAAAUUUCGGACAAGAUCUUUAUGAUAAGGAUAUACCAGAUACCUUUAAUAAUGUUGAAUAUCAAGCAACUUCCUACAACAGCGUCCCUUAUGCCGAUACGAUUAAAAAUAGGGGAUAUAAUGGAUUCAUCAGGGAUAAUGGUUACAAUAAUUAUGAGGAACGAACAGUAUUACCGCCAAUAUACAAAGCAUUAUCGGAUAACGCUCAACAUAACCUAUUGAAUUUACAUAAACAGAAACUUUACAACAAUUACCAGCCGAAAAAUCUGGAUUACGAUAACCGUUACGAAAACAACGACGUAUCCAAUGAAAACCACAAUCCUGAAUACGGUAGCAACGAGAAUCAAAAUUACGCUUUCUCUUACGCCGUAAGAGAUCACAAAACGGGUGAUGAUUUCUCACAUUCGCAACAGAGCAGCGGUUCAGCUACAAACGGAGAAUACAGAGUUCGACUACCGGACGGUAGAACACAGAUCGUUUCGUACACAGCCGAUGAAAACGGCUACAAUGCUAAUGUUAGAUAUGACGAAGACAAAGUUAACAAAGACUUUUACAACAUAAAUAACUAUAAUCCAAAUCCUAAUGUAUACAACAAACCAAACACAAAUGUAAAUAUUAAUCAAAACAGACAGACAAUACCAGUCAAAGAAGAUUUAGAACAAUACAAUUCUAAAGAAUAUUACGACUAUACAGCCGAUUAUAAUAAUAACUACCAACCUUAUAAAUCUAAAUUUAAUUUCAAUCCAAUUUCAACGACCGUAUCAAUUCCAGUUAGACCCGCUUACGAUGACAUUAAAGAUCUAUUCACAAGAGCACCGAGUCCUACUCCAUUAUAUAUUGACGAUGUUUCAGCAGGUAGUAACAAAGAGGUUAAAUAUGAUUCGACAACUGAAAACGUUGUACUGAUUGGUGGAAGAAAUGUUUAUAAUAAUUUGAAACCUAAUUAUGUUGUGACGAGUCCUCGUCCUAUCAGUUUUGUUGCGUCAACUCCAGCUUCGUACUUAGCGUCGACUAUAGCUAGCUUAAGAGAUCGUAUCGCCGCAAAACCAGUUCUUUCGGAAAGUUUUAUUAAUAGGAUCAAUAAAUAUUUGACUUUCUGA
Molecule: messenger RNA, 1422 nt
Organism: Vanessa atalanta (red admiral)
Lineage: Eukaryota; Metazoa; Arthropoda; Insecta; Lepidoptera; Nymphalidae
Gene: CPR132
Exons: 5
Coding region: 1-1422 (473 amino acids)
Cellular component (GO): extracellular matrix
Source: RefSeq, a predicted model, not a curated record